Zasmidium cellare ATCC 36951 is the source of this 1431-nucleotide messenger RNA. RefSeq lists its product as uncharacterized. Bases 1 to 1431 code for a protein of 476 amino acids. The transcript has 3 exons. Lineage: Eukaryota; Fungi; Ascomycota; Dothideomycetes; Mycosphaerellales; Mycosphaerellaceae. The record is from RefSeq and is a predicted model, not a curated record.
AUGCUCCUGCCAAAUCGGGAAACCAGCCCGCUGGCGCAAGGCUGCAAGCUCUACAUCAUCAACUUCUGCAACAUCACCCUAACCUACCAACACCCCGGGUGGAAUGACACCGUCAACAUAAACGUGUGGCUGCCUCUCUCAGGCUGGAACGGUCGCCUCUGGGCUCUCGGCGGCGGCGGAUACAGCGCAAGCUAUGGGUCCAUCUACCUCGCCCAAGCAGUCGGAAAGGGAUUCGCUGCCAUAGCCACGGACUCGGGACAUCAGGCUUUUGUGCUGCAUCAGAACUCUUUGGAGUGGGCGCUUCUCAGAUCGGGGAAUCUGAAUCUUCCGUUGAUUGAGGAUUUUGGGUAUAGGACUCUGGGCGAGCUUGCAGAUUUUGGAAAAGCUGUUACUACAGAGUACUAUGGUCGACAACCGGAUUUAUCCUAUUUCAAUGGGUGUUCUGGUGGAGGACGGCAGGCCAUGGCGAUAGCGCAGCGACAUCCGCAGGCUUUCGACGGGGUCUUGGCGGUGGCGCCGGCGAUGUCCUAUAACAUUCUCGUCCCAGCUGGAUACUGGGCCACGCAUACGAUGCACCAGCUCUGCUACUAUCCACCGCCAUGCGAGGUCGACGCUUUCACCAGCGAGGCGGUUAAGGCUUGCGAUUCUCUAGAUGGAUUAACAGACAGAAUCAUAUCGGCUCCGACACAUUGCCAUUUCAAAGCGGCAGAUGUCGUGCGCAAAGAGUUUUCUUGCAACGGCACAGCCGGACGUUUCUCAAGCGCUGGAGCGACAGUCGUCCAAGCGGCAUGGGAUGGGCCUCAGAAUGCUGGUCCUGGUGGUUAUAGCUGGCCUGGACUGAAUCCUGGCGCUGCACUGACGACGUUGUAUAUUCAGACCAAUUGCUCUGCGAACGGCACAUGCACAGCGACAACCAACACGCUCUUCUCCAACUGGUACAAAUACUUACUGGCCCAGGACCCUAAGUACAACUUGUCGGCAAUGACCAACGAGCAAUACUUCUCAUACAUCAGAUCGUCCACAUCAGACUUCAUGUCCACAAUAAGUGCAAGCAAUCCCGACCUCUCGGCCUUUGCACAGGCAGGCGGAAAACUCCUCAGUUGGCAAGGCACGGCCGACGAGAACACCCCCACUCGACAGACCAUCAACUACUACACAGAGGUGUUGAGACUGGAUCCACGAGUCGGGGAGUACUACCAAUUCUACGAAGCCCCAGGGGUUGGGCAUUGCUUUGGCGGCGCGGGACCCGUUCCUAAUGGUGCUUUUGAUCAGUUGAUGGCGUGGGUGGAGAAUGAGACUGUACCAGAGGUUCUUUAUGCGGGCAAUGGGAGCCACCCUCGACCGCUGUGUCCGUAUCCUCUGGCUCAGACUUUCGUGGGUAAUGACUCGACCGCUGUGUCCGUAUCCUCUGGCUCAGACUUUCGUGGGUAA